Molecule: messenger RNA, 261 nt
Organism: Mesorhabditis belari
Lineage: Eukaryota; Metazoa; Nematoda; Chromadorea; Rhabditida; Rhabditidae
Source: the annotation of a GenBank genome assembly
AUGUUCACCUCAACGGCUUCGAAACAAACCUCCUCUUCCCAAUCGACUCGAUCAUCGUUAACGAGUUCGAGUAUUGGACAAGGAGCCACCUACAAUGGAACUUCUGCUAUUGGUCAAGGAGCUCGAGUGAGCUAUGUUGAGUCGCCGAGAAGUCCCCGAACACCCAUGCAGGGUCAUCUUGGCACGAGAACAUCAAGCUCAAGAACCCAAGUCUCGACUUAUACUGGAUCUCGAGGGAGGGAGUACUGGUGUUGGAGGAAG